Molecule: messenger RNA, 1515 nt
Organism: Diprion similis
Lineage: Eukaryota; Metazoa; Arthropoda; Insecta; Hymenoptera; Diprionidae
Product: sodium channel protein Nach-like
Exons: 10
Coding region: 18-1505 (495 amino acids)
Biological process (GO): sodium ion transmembrane transport
Cellular component (GO): membrane
Molecular function (GO): ligand-gated sodium channel activity
Source: RefSeq, a predicted model, not a curated record
UCUUAUUCAUCGGUGCAAUGACUAUUGAAGCGACCAUCGAAUACGCGACAAGCCCAACGGUCACGACUAUCGACAGAACCGAUUAUCCAGUUCAAGAAGUCGACUUUCCGGGGAUAGCCAUUUGCGAUUUGAACAAGAUCAGCCUGAGCGGGGCCAGAAAAAUUGCCCGCCAGAUAUUCGAGGACGCCAACAUCAUAAACGAUAACAUCAGCUAUUACGAGAUCCUGGAUAUGUUGAAAUACUUGGGACACCUUUACGUCUUCGAAUUGAACGAGGGCGAGGAGCAGAGUGUCGAAUUUCUUCACAAAUUAUUGACCCAACGAUACGAGAGUUACGCUCCUCGAAUAUUGAAAGAGAUUACCCCGAAUUGCCAAUCGAUGCUUCAACGCUGCAGCUGGGCAGGAAAGGACCACUCCUGUGUAGACAUAUUCUACUCCCGAAAAACUGCGGAUGGUUACUGUUGCAUCUUUAACUACGUCAGACCAAGCGACGAUUUUGGAACAAACAUCCUCGCAGACAUCGUGACGAGCAACGGGAUCGAGCAUGCCGUCGGCAUUGGUGUUCAGGCUGGUCUCAGGGUCUCCUUGUACUCAAAUUUUACGGACCAUUUCUACAAGACACUUUCCAGUCUUGGCUUCAAGAUCCAGAUAUUCUCCUCGUUGGACUUCCCGGACACGUCGAGCGGCAGUCUUCGCGAAAUUAUCGUCGCACCACGGACGGAAUCUUACAUCACUCUUCACGCGACGUCGUUUUACUCUGUUCCGGAAGUUUAUCGGUAUAGCGUCGAAGUACGAGACUGCCUUUUCAAAGAUGAAUUGGCCGCCAUAUUUGGAGGACACUAUUCGUACAGCGAUUGCAUAAUGUACUGCAGAAUAGACGACAUACUGGAUCACUGCAACUGUGUGCCAUUUUUCUACCCAACGCCGCUAGACAAAGAGUCCGUGAGGACUUGCGAUCUCAAGGAUCUGUCUUGCUUGAGGAAAUACAGGGACAGAUGGUGGAGGGUCGUACCAAGGAUUGAAAAUGGAAUGGAACCAUUCACCGAUAAUUUUUUGAACGGACCAGAUGGAUAUUUAAAUUGUAGCAGGUGCUUACCGGCCUGCGAAGACAUCGCUUACGAAUUUACACUCAGUUCGGCGAUUUUAUCCGCUGCAGGAGACGAUACCUGGAGCCGUGAAAGCUGCGGAAAGACGGAAAAAUUCAUCGAUCACACCGUAAUAAACAUAUUUUUCCAAAAUUCUGGAACAGUCAGACUCAAACAGGACGUUAUUUUUUACUGGUGGGAGUUGAUGAGUAAUUAUGGCGGGAUAUGUGGAUUCUUUCUCGGUGUUAGCUUGAUCAGCGUGGUUGAAUUAAUUUACUUCUUCACUCUGCGACUGUACAAACGGAAGGACGAGAUGAGAAGCGGAAAAAAAUCAUCCAAAUUCACCUUGGUCAAAGCUGUGAGACCGAGUCUGCGACCGUUGUAUUGGCAGGAGAUGAUGCAGCCGUAUGGCAAAUACUGAUAGGGACGAG